This is a messenger RNA of Brassica rapa (field mustard), 837 nucleotides long. RefSeq lists its product as uncharacterized. The record is from RefSeq and is a predicted model, not a curated record. NCBI's taxonomy places the organism in Eukaryota, Viridiplantae, Streptophyta, Magnoliopsida, Brassicales, Brassicaceae.
AUGGUAGGAGAAACACACGGCCACUGUCAGAUGGCCAAAGAGAACCAACAUUUGACAGCUUUGCAAGAGGUUGAUCUGAUUGCACAGCUGAGGAAGAGAAAGAAGGCACAAGGCCAACGUCCACAGCCAGUAGAAAGGAGAUUUGGAGAUGCUCCAGAGGCUGUCUAUGUCGAGCCCAAGCCACCAGAUCCUUCAAGGAUCAAUCAAACCCCAACUUCUCAAACCCACAAACAUCAUGUUGUUAAUUCUCAAUUUAAUUAUAACUCUUUUGCUGAUAAAAAUAAACUCUUUACAUUUUCAGGAAAAAGAGGUUAUCUAAUAUGGGAGAGGAACCUUGAUGAAUGGUUUCACUUCAACAACAUCUUGAAGGAAGAGAGGCUUGCUUAUGCCAUUGAACAACUUAGAGAUGAUGCCUUUGAAUGGUGGGUACAAGAAGAAGGUGAUAGAUGGUUUUACAAGGAGCCAACUAUCAAAACAUGGAGAGCUCUUAAGGAAGUCAUGAGAUAUGAGUUUGCACCAAAGAUUACAAGUUCUGAAAUCCAGGAACUAUAUCCAAGGAGGUAUCCAACUCAUGGUUCCAAAGAAGCAAGAAAAGAUGUACCAAAAGAAGGUCAUAGAAGCUUGAUCCAUCAAGACCAGAUUCGGCCAAACCAGAAGCCCACGGUUUUCUAUGAUCAAAACCAACCUAUUGAGGUCCCAAAGACCAUGGAGGAGAAGAAGUUUGUCAGCCAAGACACAUUGGCCAGACACAAAGAAAAACCAGACAAACUGAAUUUUCAAGAAAAGGCCAAGGACUUAAGGAGCAAGAAUUUAAAGAAGAAGAACCACCAGGCGUGA